Molecule: messenger RNA, 1978 nt
Organism: Cheilinus undulatus (humphead wrasse)
Lineage: Eukaryota; Metazoa; Chordata; Actinopteri; Labriformes; Labridae
Gene: htra1b
Product: HtrA serine peptidase 1b
Exons: 10
Coding region: 122-1552 (476 amino acids)
Biological process (GO): proteolysis; programmed cell death; positive regulation of apoptotic process
Cellular component (GO): extracellular region
Molecular function (GO): protein binding; serine-type endopeptidase activity
Source: RefSeq, a predicted model, not a curated record
UGCACUGCAUCAGUGUGCUGCCUGUCUCUCUACCUGAGAGCGAACUCUGAACCUCAGUGUCUCUGUGUCUUCAUCUCUUCUUCCUCAGUCCUCUGUAGAGCUUCCUCCUCUCUGUCCCAUCAUGAGUCUCCGGUUCGUCCUCUUCGUCCUUGCCCUCCACCUCUGCUCUGAUCUCCUCUCCGAGGCUCGGAUAACCAAACGUCUGGCCAUCGGCUGUCCAGAGAGGUGUGACAAGUCUCAGUGCCCGCCGAUCCCCGCGGACUGCCUGGCCGGUGACGUGCUGGACCAAUGUGACUGCUGCCCGGUGUGCGCCUCCGGAGAGGGGGAGCAGUGCGGAGGGACCGGGGACCGGGAGUGCGCAGAGGGGAUGGAGUGCGUGCUGACCGAUGGGGUCGAAGCGUCCGCCACGGUCAGGAGGAGGUCGAAGCCCGGCGUCUGCGUGUGCACGGGCUCCGAGCCGGUGUGUGGCAGCGACGGGGUCUCCUACCGGAACAUCUGCGAGCUGAAGAGGGUCAGCAACCGGGCGAUGAAGCUGCAGCAACCCCCAGUGAUCUUCAUCCAGAGAGGAGCCUGUGGUAAAGGUCAGCAGAACCCCGACAGUCUCCGAUACAAGUACAACUUCAUCGCUGACGUGGUGGAGAAGAUUGCACCUGCUGUGGUUCAUAUUGAACUGUACCGCAAGAUGGUCUUUACAAAGCGUGAAGUGGCUGUCGCCAGUGGCUCCGGGUUUGUCGUGUCAGAAGACGGACUCAUCGUCACAAACGCCCAUGUGGUGGCCAACAAACACAGAGUAAAGGUGGAGCUGAAGAGCGGUGCCACAUUCGACGCCAAAAUCAAAGACGUGGACGAGAAGGCCGACAUUGCUCUGAUCAAGAUCGAUACACCGAUGAAGCUUCCCGUGCUGCUGCUCGGCCGGUCAGCCGACCUUCGUCCCGGCGAGUUUGUGGUCGCCAUAGGCAGCCCGUUCUCUCUGCAGAACACCGUCACCACCGGCAUCGUCAGCACCACCCAGAGAGGAGGGAAGGAACUCGGCCUCCGUAACUCAGACAUGGACUACAUCCAGACCGACGCCAUUAUCAACUACGGCAACUCUGGAGGGCCACUAGUCAAUCUGGACGGAGAGGUGAUCGGAAUCAACACUCUGAAAGUCACAGCAGGAAUCUCCUUUGCCAUCCCGUCAGACAAGAUCAGACAGUUCCUGGCAGAGUCGCAUGACAGACAGGCCAAAGGUAAAACGUUUCAGAAGAAAAAAUAUAUCGGCGUCAGGAUGAUGAGUCUCACUCCAACGCUGGCUAAGGACCUGAAGGAGAGACAGUCAGACUUCCCAGAUGUCACCUCAGGGGCGUAUGUCAUUGAGGUCAUCAGCCGGACUCCCGCUGAGGCAGCUGGCCUGCGGGAAAGCGACGUCAUCAUCAGCAUCAACGGAGAGCGAGUCACCUCCGCCAGCGACGUCAGCGCCGCCAUAAAGCGGGACGAUCAGCUGCGAACAGUGGUGAGGCGAGGAAAUGAGGACGUCAUCCUCACGAUCGUCCCGGAGGAGAUCGAGCCUUGACCUCUGACCUUCACGAGCAGCAGUCGACCCGACCAGUCAACCAAUCCCGAGCUGGCUCUCAGUGUUUUUCAGUCAAUCAUGAACACUUUGAAAAACCAAGCAACCAAUAGGGUUGUGUUUGUGUCUGGGGCAACGUUGAAGAACUUGUAAUUAUUAGCUUGUCUAGCCUCCAUCUUCACGGUCGGACUCUUCUACCCCGAGAACUGGCGCCCCCCCCCCCGUUGUCGUAGUAGUUCUAGUCUUUCCCUAAUUUACUUCACUUCAUCCCAGAUCUUUUUAUUCUACUAACACCCUCUGUCACUACAAAAUGGUCACUCUAGGCUGCCGUAGCUCUGUUUCUUUGUGUGUUCUUGAUGGAAUAUUUUUAUAGAAUUUUGUCUUUAUGUGUUGGAUGACGUUUUUCAAAAAAGGGAAUAAAAUUAUUUG